GGAAAUGACUUCACGGGAGGGUCAGAGGUCGGCACGGUGAUGGCGCAGCGCAGCCCGAGUUUGAGCGUGUGAAACCUGCCGCUAGACAUGCCGGCCACUUGUGAUUCGUUAAUAGAAGACAUUGAAGAUAUUGUGUCAGCACAAGAUCCCAAACCACAUGACCGACUGUUUGUGAGGAAGAGCAUUGUACCUCAUGUUAGAAAGAGAAAUAAGCUCAAACAGGAUGGGUGGACUGAAGAUUUACAAGCUGAUAGUGUUAUUCCUGGUACACAGAAAAUUUGGGUGAAGACUUGGGGUUGCUCACAUAAUAAUUCAGAUGGCGAAUACAUGGCGGGUCAACUAGCUGCAUACGGGUACAAAAUUACAGAAAAUUCAUCCAGUGCAGAUUUAUGGCUGCUGAACAGUUGCACUGUAAAAAACCCAGCUGAAGAUCACUUCAGAAACUCAAUUAAGAAGGCUCAAGAGCAAGAUAAAAAAGUGGUAGUUGCUGGAUGUGUACCUCAAGCCCAGCCACGGAUGGACUACCUUAAAGGAUUGAGCAUUAUUGGGGUUCAGCAAAUAGAUCGUGUAGUUGAAGUUGUGGAAGAAACAAUUAAAGGUCACUCUGUGAGACUGCUGGGUCAGAAAAAGGAAAAGGGAAAGCGGUUGGGGGGAGCUCGACUGGAUUUGCCAAAGAUUAGGAAAAAUCCUUUGAUAGAAAUCAUUUCCAUCAACACUGGAUGCCUGAAUGCUUGUACAUACUGCAAAACCAAACAUGCAAGAGGAGACUUGGCCAGUUACUCUGUGGAAGAGCUGGUAGACAGAGCCAUCCAAUCAUUCCAAGAAGGUGUCUGUGAAAUAUGGCUGACAAGUGAAGACACGGGUGCUUAUGGAAGAGACAUUGGAACAGACCUUCCAACGUUGCUUUGGAAACUGGUAGAAGUGAUUCCUGAGGGAGCAAUGCUUAGGCUCGGAAUGACCAACCCUCCGUACAUUUUGGAGCAUCUUGAGGAAAUGGCAAAAAUUCUCCUCCAUCCUAGGGUGUAUUCCUUUCUUCAUGUGCCAGUGCAAACUGGAUCAGAUAGUGUGCUCAUGGACAUGAAAAGAGAAUACUGCAUAGCAGACUUUAAACAAGUGGCAGAUUUCUUGAAGGAAAGGGUGCCAGGAAUUACAAUUGCCACGGACAUUAUCUGUGGCUUUCCUGGAGAGACAGAAGCAGAUUUCAAAGAAACGCUGAAACUGGUACAGGAGUACAAAUUUCCGAGCCUAUUCAUCAAUCAGUUUUACCCACGUCCUGGAACUCCGGCAGCCAAGAUGGAACAAGUACAUGCUCAAGUGAAAAAGCAAAGAACCAGGGAGCUCUCCCAGUUGUUUCAGUCAUAUACCCCAUACGAUCACAAGAUGAGCUUGAACAGCAAGUAUUGAAACUCCUGUCUGCUGUGAACUUUCUGCUUGGGAGAGACCUUGCUGAUGCAGGAUGACCACCUUGUGUCUUGUUGCUGUGCUCACUCUUGACAUCAUGUAAGAAUUAAUGAUUUGAAAGUUGAACUGUCACUUCUGUCACACCCGUUUCCGUUUCAGUUAAUCAGUUUAGUUCAUCCAACUCAUUAUGAUUAUUUACAUUUUGUUUGUUAGCUUUGUUUAAGCAUGGACUAAGCUAUAUAUCUACAAAGUAAUCGUUUAUUACUUAAUAUAUUACUUUCUUUAAUGAAAUACAAACAUUUCUCUGUAACAUUUAAUUUUUUUUGGAAAAUGAAUGUUUAGGAAUCUAAAAUUUGCUCUUUUCUACCGAUGCUGUCAUGCAGAAGACAAAAAAUAAACAUCUAAGACGAAAUUUAGAUUAUAAAAUAUCUCGGGUGUCUAAGAAUGUACUUGUAACUUUGUGGUGCCCCUUGAAACAUAUUCUUGCAUUGAAGGUGAAUUAUAAUCACAAGUAGUUGUUUUUACAGCAGGCAAAGUAUCUGCAAACGAAAAGCCCAAUUACAGAUCACUGUUCAUUGACCUCUGACAUUUGGCAUUCAGUCACUAGAGAAGUUGACAGUCGAUUAUGUUACACUGAGUGUAGGGGAGCUUUUCAUUAUCUGUCAGUUUACGUUAUCAAUCAAAUGGAGGCAGCAUUGUUUGUGUUACACCAGUUGAUUAAACUUUCGCUGUAAGAAUAAAUAGAAUCUGCUGGAGGAGUAUAACAUUUACACUUACUUUCCAAAGGUAGUGCUCUUAAACAGGACCCUCUGCAUGACGUCCUGUUACCUGUUCAUGAUUUUCCUCCAGUAGUUACAGUUCUAGGUCUCUGAAAUGAUAAAAAUAGUUUCAGGUAUUUACAUGCCCACUGCCAGCUUUGCCUACACUUUGGUAAAAUUUUAAAAAUCACUCUGAGCCAUCCAAAUCCACUGCUGUUGGUUUCUAAGUUCAGUGGCUCUUCAACAAGUCAUUUCAAAUCUCAUUCAAGCAGGAUGCUCCAUUUAAAAUAGUUAUAACGUGUACCCAGCCCCCUCAGAUUACAAAUAGAUGAAAUGACCUUCACAGACAGCAAAAAGGAAAACAAUUCUGUUCAGAAGCAGGAAUCAAUAGUGGUUCGCAGUAUGAAGCAAGACUGCUUGUUUGAUCAAGAGCGGGAAAAAAACUGCAGUAUUUACUAUACAAAACAUGAAAAUAGCACUUUAAAAGCAGCAAUUACCUUAAGGAACACACACAAAAUGCUGGAGGAACUCAGCAGCAUCCAUGCAAAUGAAUCCGAGACCUUCUUUCGGGACCGCUUUCCUUAAUUACCUUAAGCUUUGGAAACAUCCAGAACAUGAUUGAAGUUAUUGGAAUCAUCAAAGGAAGGAGCCUAGUCAUGGGUGUUUACUUUGUCCAGGCCAAAAUUUAUCCCUCAAUAUUGCUAAUUUAAUAUAAUGAACUUGUUUCUCUAAGCGUUGUUAAAAUACUUGCUUAAAAUAUGUUGGAAUUCUGAGUUUCAAAAUGAAAGAAUAUUGCAUUCCAGCUUUGAUGCUUGUUUUUUUUUGAUGUAGCUGACGUACAAAGUUGUUCUGAUGAGAGAAUUGGUCA
Hypanus sabinus (Atlantic stingray) is the source of this 3027-nucleotide messenger RNA. It is a transcript of the gene cdkal1, whose product is annotated as CDK5 regulatory subunit associated protein 1-like 1. NCBI's taxonomy places the organism in Eukaryota, Metazoa, Chordata, Chondrichthyes, Myliobatiformes, Dasyatidae. The coding region runs from base 88 to 1404 and encodes 438 amino acids. The transcript has 13 exons. Gene Ontology annotation, cellular component: endoplasmic reticulum. The record is from RefSeq and is a predicted model, not a curated record. Gene Ontology annotation, biological process: tRNA methylthiolation. Gene Ontology annotation, molecular function: tRNA (N(6)-L-threonylcarbamoyladenosine(37)-C(2))-methylthiotransferase activity; 4 iron, 4 sulfur cluster binding.